Lottia gigantea (owl limpet) is the source of this 930-nucleotide messenger RNA. RefSeq lists its product as hypothetical. The transcript has a single exon. The record is from RefSeq and is a predicted model, not a curated record. Gene Ontology annotation, molecular function: protein binding. Lineage: Eukaryota; Metazoa; Mollusca; Gastropoda; Lottiidae. The annotation marks the transcript as partial.
GAUACAGAAAGGAGUCUUCUGCAUAUUGCAUGCGAGUAUGGGUCUCUAGACAUGAUCAAAUGGCUAGUCGAGUGUGGAUUGCUACCUUGUGACAUAGACAAAGAUGGACAUACACCGUUGUAUUAUUGCUGUAGUUCAAAAGGAAAUCAUAUCGAAAAACUUAAAUAUUUGUGCCUUAAUGGGGGGGAUUUAAGAAUCGACCAAGGUGAAACUCUUCUACAUAUAGCAUGUUCAGCUAGUCCACUGGAAACCGUCAAAUAUCUUUACAGCCAAGAUUUGGAUGUCAACAGUACAACGUUAACUGGAGAAACUCCACUUCACUGUUGCAGCAUUAAUCCCGUAGACCCAUUGGGAAUUCUUAAAUAUCUGGUUUCAGUUAGUGUUGAUGUUGAAGCAGUUAAUUUUUUCAACGUAGGAGUUCUUCAUUCAUUUUCUCAAUGGGGUAAUUUAGCUUGUGUUCAGUUUUUGGUUCAGAACGGACUUAAUGUGAAUUCUAAAGACGAUAAUGGCCGAACUCCUUUACACUAUACUUGUGAAUCUAAGGUGCAAGCUUUCGAGAAACUGAAAUAUUUGGAGGAUAAUGGUGGCGAUUUAUAUGAUAAAGAUAUUCACCAACGAAGUCUAUUGCACGUUGCAUGUGGAUCCCAAAACCUGGAAUUCGUUGAGUAUCUUUUAUCUCGGAAACUUAGAAUAAAUGAUAUUGAUUUUUGGCAUCAAAAUACACUUUCAUAUUGUUGUAAAUCGGAGGUGUUUCAGAUGGAAAUAUUGGAACAUCUCAUCAGAAAAGGAGGGAACAUCAUGGACACGGACGACCAAGCAGAGACGCUUCUGCACUUCACGUGUCGGUGGUGUCAGCUGGAUCUAGUGAAGUAUUUUGUUGGUGAAGGACUGUCGGUGAACUAUGAGAACAAUUUUGGGUUCACACCUUUG